This is a messenger RNA of Ogataea parapolymorpha DL-1, 450 nucleotides long. RefSeq lists its product as uncharacterized. The coding region runs from base 1 to 450 and encodes 149 amino acids. NCBI's taxonomy places the organism in Eukaryota, Fungi, Ascomycota, Pichiomycetes, Pichiales, Pichiaceae. The record is from RefSeq and is a predicted model, not a curated record. The transcript has a single exon.
AUGGAACCCACAGCAGACGUCAUCAGACUACAAUCUGUGCUACUGUACUGUCCCCAAGAGCUCGACACAGCAUAUAUACAUAAGUCUGCGCAAAAUCAGUACACCCGACUGACUCCACUUGUCCAAGAUCCACGGGUCGUGGUACUAACCGGGCCCCACCAGCACAAUGAUGCGUAUCCCCUUCCGCGCGACUCCGACGAACAAACCUUACUGUGGAGGUCAAGACAGCUUUACCCCCACGUAGUAGCGCAGGCCCAAAUUCUCGAUUCCGAGGUAAUUUUCAAACCUGGGUUCGGUAAUCAACACGGGAAAAUAUACGCAACCACCACCGUUGACGGCCGCACAGUCGUCCACACAGUCGGCUUUGGCUUCCACGACAUCGAUGCCCUCGGCGCCAUCGUUCAUGCAGUGCGCGUGCUGGCGGCUGGCCCACUAGACGCACGCCUUUAG